AUGCGUUCAUCAACCUUCCUGGUAUCAUCGCUGGCCAUCUUUGGAGCUCAAGCUGCUCCGGCCCUCCCCAAGCUUGAUCUCGACAGCAUAAAGAACCCGGCGGUUGCGUUGGACUCCAUAUCAAGCUACUUCAAUCUCCUUGCAUCAAAGGUUCAGCUUUCCAAGGUCCAAUCGGUGGCACCGAUAUGCGACCUGUCCAAGGCCCAGAUGCCCAUGGUCGACGGACUGCUCCCUCCAUCUGCUGGCUUGACCGUGCAUCACGUCGCCGUCGGCCGUGGCACUCAGAACUACACUUGCGAUGCCAGCAAUCCCGACGCGGCUCCUGUUGCUGCCGGCGCCGUGGCCACUUUGUUCAACGUCAGCUGCAUUGCGUCCAUCAGCCAAGAUCUGCUCCAAAAGGUGCCCAACAUGGCCGUCAACUUCAACUAUGACGCAGCUACUUCUGGUCCUCUCGGCCCAAUGACGCUUCCCGUCUCUGGCCAUCACUUCUUCGUCGACAGCACAACGCCCUUCUUCAACCUCGACACUACCACUCUGGACCUCGGUACGGUGCCUUGUGCAAAGAAUGCCAGCGCCCCUGCGCCAGCCACCGCGGCCCCAGGGCCAUCAGGCUCAACUGCGGUUCCGUGGCUGAAGCUUACAGCCAAGGAUGGCGCCACGGGCAGCAUCAAGGAGGUGUACAGGGUCAACACGGCCGGAGGCAACCCGCCGGCUACAUGCCAGGGCCAGCCAGCCAACAUUCAAGUGCAAUACUCAGCAGUAUACUGGUUCUGGGGAAGCAACUGA
Messenger RNA from Trichoderma aggressivum f. europaeum, 786 nucleotides. RefSeq lists its product as uncharacterized. Lineage: Eukaryota; Fungi; Ascomycota; Sordariomycetes; Hypocreales; Hypocreaceae. The transcript has 3 exons. The record is from RefSeq and is a predicted model, not a curated record. Bases 1 to 786 code for a protein of 261 amino acids.